Messenger RNA from Aaosphaeria arxii CBS 175.79, 1616 nucleotides. Its product is annotated as tRNA-guanine transglycosylase. The record is from RefSeq and is a predicted model, not a curated record. The coding region runs from base 72 to 1568 and encodes 498 amino acids. The transcript has 2 exons. Lineage: Eukaryota; Fungi; Ascomycota; Dothideomycetes; Pleosporales. Gene Ontology annotation, molecular function: tRNA-guanosine(34) queuine transglycosylase activity.
CACAGGGCAUUUUACGGGGAAACUUCAAAACUGCUUCAUUCCGGUGAUUGGGCCAUUGCGUCGUUCUCAUGAUGGCUGAACAGAUCUCCACGCCAAAUCUAGCUCAAUUACCCCCGGAGAUGCUCGAUUUCACACUUCUUAAAACCACAGGCGCGCUCGCCCCGCGGCUGGGUCGUCUCUCAAUUCCGGGCCGCAAAACCAUCCUCACACCAGUUUUCCUAGGAAACUCGUCUCGAGGAACCAUACCGCAUAUAUCACAAGACAAUUUCCGCAAGAGUAUAGGUCUCAAUGGCCUCUAUAUGGCAUUGGAAGAUUUCGUGGAAAAACACCCACAAAAAACACCUCCAAUCUUCCAGCUUGACGCUCCCGACCCUCUUCGGCAGUUCAAUUCUAUUCCAAACGAAACUCUCGUCGUACUUGGCGCUCGCCGUCAACCUCCCAUAUACAGCCCGAUCGCCAAUACAAACACCGAGGUGGGACUGUUAACAUCGGUGGGAUACAAGUCGAUAAGCUCGGAUUACUAUGCUGCGGCGGCGCGCAAACUUCAUCCAGAUAUCGUCAUUGGACUGGCAGAUAUACCCUUCGGACAGGAAUCCGUGGGCUUGAAGAGGAAGGACAAAAUGAGCGACAGGACAGAAGUAUGGACGCGCGACAUCAUUGCGAAGCGGGAUGGAAUCGACAAGGGAGAACCGAGAUACAACAUCUUCGCGCCAAUCCUACCAAUCGACCGUGAUCUACAGUCAUGGUACCUCGAGCAUCUUGUAGACGACAUGAUCAGCAAAAUCAGCGGAGUCGCCAUCUACGACGCCUACCUCCUCGACGACCUCCCCGAAGAGCUCCACCACCUCCCCCGACUAUCCUUCCACGCGCCCGCCAGUCCCCAGGAAAUCCUACGACAAGUAAGCCUAGGCAUGGACAUCUUCACCAUCCCCUUCGUAUCCGACGCCACCGAUGCCGGCAUAGCCCUCGACUUCACCUUCCCCGCGCCCACCACCACCACCUCCCCAACCCGCCAGACCCUUGGAGUCGACAUGUGGCAGGAAUCCCACGCCAUCUCCGUGACCCCCCUGUCGGCAUCAUGCACCUGCUACGCCUGCACAAAGCACCACCGCGCCUACAUCCAGCACCUCCUCGCCGCGAAGGAAAUGCUCGGCUGGGUGCUCAUCCAAAUCCACAACCACGCCGUCCUCGACGCCUUCUUCGUGGGGAUCCGCACCUCCAUCGCAAACGGCACGUUCGACCGCGACGUCGCCGCCUUCGAAGCCUUCUACGAGCCGACCCUGCCCGAGAAGACGGGGAGGGGCCCCCGCGUAAGAGGGUACCAGUUCCAGGCUGAGGAGCACGGGAAGCCGGAGAAGAAGAACCCGAAGGCGUGGAAGAAGGAUAUCGAGGAGAAGAAGCUGAAGGGGGAGAAGGUGAAGUUGAUGGCGGCGCACGGGCAGCAGCCGAACAGGAAGAAGGAGGUGCAGGACGUUAUUGACGACGAGGCGCUGAUUGGGCUGGUGGAUUUGCAGGGCGUGGACGUUGUUGAGUUGGAGAAUAUCAAGAUUGAGGAUGAUAAGUCGUGAGAAUGUUGUGAGAUGUGGAUAUAAAUGAAUAAACAAAUUAAAAAUUGC